Molecule: messenger RNA, 2133 nt
Organism: Lactuca virosa
Lineage: Eukaryota; Viridiplantae; Streptophyta; Magnoliopsida; Asterales; Asteraceae
Source: the annotation of a GenBank genome assembly
AUGGUUUCUCCAAAUUGGGUGUUAGUUUUAUUUCAGUUUUAUAUUCUUACACGUCUUUCUGGUGUCACCGUUACCCGUGGUGACCAUGUGUGCGGAAGCCGGGGAAACUAUACACAAAACAGUGCAUAUGAAAAGAUCCUCAAUCGUACGUUAUCUGCUCUACCUGAAGCACCUAAGGGAGAUCGUUUCUUUUACAAUUACACAUCUUCAAAUCCUUCACAAGACCAUGAGAACAGCACAGCUUAUGCCCUUGCACUAUGCCCUGGAGACAUUCAAGAUGAAUCCUGUCUGGGAUGUGUGAAGUCUGCAACUGAAAGGCUUCGACAGGAUUGUCCUAAGCAAAUCAAAGCUACAGGUUGGUAUUACGAAAGAUGUAUGUUCAGCUACUCUAAUACAAGCUUUCAUGACAUGGUUAAUUAUGACGAUAAAGAUGUUCUAUCCUUUCCAACAACAAGUUAUAUCACCAACUGGAAUAUUAUUUCAGUUGCUGAGACCCUGGAGAACUCCUUCAAAGAGUUACAGGUUAAAGCAGCUACUGAUGGUUAUAGUAAAAGAUUUUACUCUGAAGUUAACAUUUUACCAAGUUCUAGGGGCAAUAUUGAAGCGACUAUGCAAUGCAUUCCAAAUAUAUCCCACAGCAAAUGUGAUGAGUGUUUGGGUAACGCUACUGAUUAUCUAGGAACAUCUUAUAAUGGAAGUGCUGAAGGAGUAGUUUACUACCGAUAUUCAUGCUUGCUAAAAUACCAAGUAUAUCUUGUCCAAAUUCCACCUUCAGGGAAAAAAAGAACAAAUGUCAUCGUUCCAGUAGUAGUAGCAGUGGCAGCAGUAACAUUGGUCAUCUCGACCUUCUUUAUUUGCCUAAAGAUUGGCAAAAACUGCAGUAAAAAAGGUGAAGAGGAAGAGCCGCUUCAAGCAUCAGACGAUGACACUGGGGAAAUUAUUUACUUUAGACUAGAUGCAAUUCAAGCCGCUACUCAUAAUUUCUCAGUUGCAAAUAAGCUUGGAGAAGGUGGUUUUGGUCCUGUUUAUUGGGGAACGCUCUCCGAUGGUAAAAAGAUAGCAGUGAAAAGACUUUCACAAAACUCAAGUCAAGGAAUGAAUGAAUUCAAAACAGAAGUAAAACUAAUAAUAACGCUACAACACAAAAAUUUGGUGAAGCUUUUGGGUUGUUGUAUGAAAGGGAAGGAAAGGCUCCUUGUUUAUGAAUACAUGUCUAACAGUAGUCUCGAUAAGUUUCUUUUUGAAGAUCCUAAAAAAGCAAAAGAACUGGACUGGGCUAAGCGUGUCAAUAUAGUGAAUGGAAUAGCAAAGGGUCUUCGUUAUCUUCAUGAGGACUCUCGCCUCAAGAUCAUCCAUAGAGAUCUCAAAGCUAGCAAUGUUCUAUUAGAUGACGAGAUGAACCCAAAAAUAUCAGACUUUGGCACUGCGAGAAUUUUUGGAUCUAAUCAAAUCGAAGCUAAUACUAACCGAGUUGUUGGAACCUAUGGAUACAUGGCACCUGAGUAUGCAAUGGAGGGGUUGUUCUCCAUCAAAUCUGAUGUGUACAGUUUCGGUGUUCUUCUUCUUGAAAUUAUAUCCGGGAAAAGGAACAGCAGGUUGUUCUACGAAGAGCAUGAUCGAAACCUUCUCUACUAUGCAUGGAUGUUAUGGGAAGAAGGCAAAGGAGAACAACUGAUAGAUGAAAAUCUGAAUGAUGAUUGUCCUGUCGAUGAGGGUCUCAAAUGGAUGCGUAUUGCUCUCUUAUGCGUUGAAGAAGAUCCAAACAAUCGUCCCACCAUGUCUUCAGUUGCUUUUAUGCUUGAAGGUGAAUGGAAAUCCCUCUCUGAUCCUAAACCUCCCAUGUCUUUCGGCCAAUUUAUGACCUCUGACAAAUCUUCGUCAACUUGGAAUGGCGAUGAAUUUGGGUUUCAUUCAUUAUCUUUAGAAAGUAAAGGCAUCGGUGAUCAUUGUGUGUAGUGAAUAGACUGACCGUUUUAUUCUUUUGUAUAGAUAUACAAUCAAGUGUAUUCAUUAAACAUCGAAUAGAUUCAACUCGUAGAAAAAAUAUCCUGAAAUAAUGUCCUAGCUAUAGAUAUUAUUGUAUAGCAAUUUGUAUCUUGUGUACCACAUUUGUCUUAGCCAACCCAUUUGACC